This is a messenger RNA of Papilio polytes (common Mormon), 2621 nucleotides long. It is a transcript of the gene Rim, whose product is annotated as regulating synaptic membrane exocytosis protein 2. Gene Ontology annotation, cellular component: cytoskeleton of presynaptic active zone; presynaptic membrane. The transcript has 16 exons. Bases 1 to 2331 code for a protein of 776 amino acids. NCBI's taxonomy places the organism in Eukaryota, Metazoa, Arthropoda, Insecta, Lepidoptera, Papilionidae. Gene Ontology annotation, biological process: calcium ion-regulated exocytosis of neurotransmitter; regulation of synaptic plasticity; positive regulation of synaptic transmission. The record is from RefSeq and is a predicted model, not a curated record. Gene Ontology annotation, molecular function: transmembrane transporter binding; small GTPase binding.
AUGCCGGACCUCUCGCACCUCACGCCCGAGGAGCGCGCCAUCAUCGAGGGCGUCAUGAUGCGCCAGAGGCAGGAGGAGCAGCGCGAACACGAGAUUAUGAGGUGCGCCCCACGACCCACGCCCACCAGCCAGGACUCCGCAACCAAAGACUCGGGCAUCGAUACCUCUAGCACUUUCACCUCCAGUGAAGAUUCCAAUAGAGGCGAUUGCCCAAAGUUCCCGCUGAACUGGCAAGUGUCAAUGGACGGGACGCGUAUGAUCGGGCACAUGGUGCUACGCAAGAGCGUAGUGGAAGGCAGCUCGCAUUCUUCCGCUGCUAUUCUGGGCCUCAAGGUGGUGGGCGGCAAGAUCCUGCCCGAUGGAACUCGCGGCGCCAUCGUCGAGAAAGUCAAAAAAGGCUCAAUAGCUGACAUAGAAGGACAGCUUAAGAUAGGUGACGAAGUACUCCAGUGGAAUGGCGUGCCACUGCAGGGCCGCAGCGCGGAGGAAGUCGCUGCUGUAGUUGCCAACAGCAAGCACGAUUCGCACGUCGAGCUAGUGGUCACUCGGCCUUUUUCCGCAGCACGCACGCCCUCGCAGCCAUGGAGGACUCAUAAAGAGGUAUACACGGAAGUGAUGGGUGGUUGCGAAAAGCCGAGCGUACUGGUGACGUCUCCGGGCUCUCCCGACCUGCACUCUCGCCGUCGCUCUGGAAGACACAACUACACCGCCAACGUCGCCGGACGCAUACAGUUGAAGGUGUACUUCGACAUCACGGCGCUGCAGCUGCUGGUGACGGUGGUGUCGGCAAGCGGGCUGACGCCGCGGCCGGACGGCUCGCCACGCUGCCCCUACGCCAAGAUAUUCCUGCUGCCCGACAAGAGCGAAAAGAGCAAGCGCCGCACCAAGACCCUCGCCAACACGCUCGAGCCGCGCUGGAACCAGACCUUCGUCUACUGCGGAAUACGGAUAGCAGAUAUCAAGAAGAGGGCCUUAGAGGUCACCGUUUGGGAUCUCAAUCGUUACGGUCCUAACGACUUCCUCGGGGAGGUUCUUUUGGACUUGGACAGUGUUCUUAUGAAUCACGAACCUAACUGGUAUUUACUGAAGGCUCACGAGGAUAUCAGUUUCAGUGUGUAUCAAAUGUUUAUGUGUGAACGCGGUGUAGGUUGGGAGCGUCACUACGCGGGCCUGUCGGACUCGGAGCUGGCAGCGCGGGGCGGUGGCGGGGGCGGCGGCGCGGGCGGGGGCUGGGCGCCGCGUCGUCGGCUCUCGCCUGACGCCGCUGCAGGGGACUCUGACCUCGAGUCUGUCGCCUCCGUCACUUCUAGCGCCUUCAGCACACAGUCCGAGCGGCCGCGGCCCACACGCAUGCUCAGCGAUGACACGGACGCAUAUAAUCUUAGUGCUAACCUUGCAUUUAGUGUCAACCUGGACGAGACCCAAUACGAUGAGCCAAUUUCACAAUACUACGGAUACGAGAGUGAUGGUAGCAUAGCCGAAACUACAAUCCAUUUCACCAGGAGUCUGAGCAACACCGACGCUCCAGACGAGAAAGCAGAUGGCAGCCUAAGCGACACGGCAAUCGGAGGCAACAGCGAGAUGGAGCCUACCAGCGACGACGCCUUGCUGAAAGCUGAGCCCAGAGACUAUUUCGGACCUGGAAUGGGAAAGAAAAGCAACUCAACGUCGCAGUUAUCCGCUACCGGACGAAAAAGAAGGUUAGGUUUUGGUAAGCGGGGGAAAAAUUCGUUUACUGUACAACGAAGCGAGGAGGUGGUGCCCGGGGAGAUGCGGGGCGGGGCGGGGGUGUCGCGCGCCUCCUCCGCCUCCAGCGAGAACGAUGACGACAGAUGGUCCCCUGGGAUGCGAGGGUCUGGGUCCUCGGACGGUGGAGGGCUGUCGGACUUUAUCGACGGCCUAGGUCCCGGCCAGCUAGUGGGCCGGCAGCUGCUCGGCGCGCCCACGCUAGGAGACGUCCAGCUUUCUAUGUGCUAUCAGAAAGGAUUCUUAGAGGUGGAGGUGAUCCGUGCGCGGGGGCUUCAAGCGCGGCAGGGCAGCCGCACGCUGCCGGCGCCCUACGUGAAGGUGUACCUGGUGAGCGGCAAGCGCUGCAUCGCCAAGGCAAAGACCAGCACCGCACGACGCACGCUAGACCCGCUUUACCAACAGACGCUUACCUUUAGAGAAAACUUUAAGGGAUGCAUUCUACAGGUAACGGUGUGGGGCGACUACGGUCGCAUCGAAGGCAAGAAAGUGUUCAUGGGCGUGGCGCAGAUAAUGCUAGACGACCUCAAUCUUUCCAACAUUGUCAUAGGAUGGUACAAACUUUUCGGAACUACUUCUUUGUAACUAUCGGUUGGACGACUUGUUCGUUCAGGCGUCAUGUAUAUCAACACAAUAAAAAUUAAAUUUGUCCAUAUAAUAACUAGUGGUACUGCUUUAAUAUCAUAAUAAAAUGCAAAAUAUCUUAAAUAUAGGACAUUUUCUAUAAAACAAAAGUUAUAAAGAUUUGUAUUUUAAUUUCGGUUUAAUUUCUUUGGGACGCCUACCGAUUACUUGACUAGCAUUUUAUAGCAAAAAAAAGACAAAGUGUAUAGUGUAAUCGAUAAUUAUGUAUAAGUAUUAAAAAGCCAAAUUCA